This is a messenger RNA of Hirundo rustica (Barn swallow), 955 nucleotides long. It is a transcript of the gene VOPP1, whose product is annotated as VOPP1 WW domain binding protein. The transcript is spliced from 6 exons. Bases 130 to 681 code for a protein of 183 amino acids. Gene Ontology annotation, cellular component: cytoplasmic vesicle membrane. NCBI's taxonomy places the organism in Eukaryota, Metazoa, Chordata, Aves, Passeriformes, Hirundinidae. The record is from RefSeq and is a predicted model, not a curated record.
AGCGGAGGGACGAGCCCGCCGCCGCCGCGGGAGGAGGAGGAAAAGGAGGAGGAGGAGGAGAGAUGAAGCGCUUCCACCCUGGGGUCGCGCUGCUGCUCUCGCUGCUGUGGGAGGCUGUAGAAGUGAUGGAUGGAGGACAGCUCAGUAGUUGAAGCUCAUCUCAAGGAUGGGGAAGCUGAACAGAGCUGUUUCAGGCCGACAGAGGACCCUGUCUGUGCUGCAGUGUGUACAGAGGCCAAAAAGCAUUGCUGGUAUUUUGAAGGAUUAUAUCCUACAUAUUAUAUAUGUCGCUCCUAUGAGGAUUGCUGCGGCUCAAGAUGCUGUGUAAGAGCUCUCUCUAUCCAGCGACUAUGGUAUUUUUGGUUCCUUUUGAUGAUGGGAGUUCUGUUCUGUUGUGGAGCCGGUUUCUUUAUCCGAAGGCGGAUGUACCCUCCUCCAUUAGUAGAAGAGCCUACUUUUAACGUGUCUUACACCCGACAACCAGUCAACACUGCAUCAGGGUCACAACAACCUGGAGUGCCGUAUUACACAGAUCCAGGUGGACCUGUGAUGAAUCCCAUGGCUAUGGCUUUCCACGUCCAGCCCAAUUCCCCACAAGGAAACCCGGUUUACCCACCCCCACCUUCCUAUUGCAACACACCACCUCCCCCCUAUGAGCAGGUGGUGAAAUCCUCCACGUGAGGACUUUGGCUCUCUGACCUGACUGUGUGAGAAGAUGGUGCAAUUGCAAAAUUACCAAGAUGAGGGGCACCUGCCCUUCUGAACACUUGCUAGUCCUCCAAGUCCUCUCUCCUUCCCUUCCCUGCACCUUUCCUCAUUAAAGUUACUUGCAAAGGGGUGUUUUUUUAAUUUUUUUUUUUUUUUUUUAAGUAGAAGUGGAUUUUUUCUUUGUCUUUGAAAUGAGAGAAGCUGUCUUUGUAAUGCUUUUAAUGGAAACCUAUAUUUAAAACCUGUA